This is a messenger RNA of Astyanax mexicanus (Mexican tetra), 539 nucleotides long. RefSeq names its product NADH:ubiquinone oxidoreductase subunit A11 (gene ndufa11). NCBI's taxonomy places the organism in Eukaryota, Metazoa, Chordata, Actinopteri, Characiformes, Acestrorhamphidae. Bases 64 to 471 code for a protein of 135 amino acids. The transcript has 4 exons. The record is from RefSeq and is a predicted model, not a curated record. Gene Ontology annotation, biological process: mitochondrial respiratory chain complex I assembly.
CCGCUCUAGAAGCGGCAGCGCUGAAACCUCGCGAGAACUGAGAGUGUCCUUCUUGUCUCCAAGAUGGGUUACUGGGAGCUCGAAGAGGGGAAAGACUGUGUGGAGAAAACAUGGAUUACCACCAAACUGGGCACAGCCGUGGGGCUUGUUGGCUCAGCGUAUCAUAUUUUGGCAUUCCAGCCUGAUACAGCAGCUGAAGCACUGACGAGGGCAGCAAAUGCUACAGCUACAAUGGCAACCAUGGGGGCGAUAUUUGGAAUGGCCACUUGUCUGAGUGCCCAUGCUCGGGAUGCUCCUGAUGACCCCACUAACUACCUCAUUGGUGGAUGCGCAGCAGGCGCCUUUCUUGGAGCUCGAACCCAUAGUGCUAUGACUGGCACAACAGCGUGUCUUGGUCUGGGGGUAGCGGCAUGGCUCACUAAAGUGGGGAAGAUGGAGGGCUGGAGGCUCAGUGGGCCACCCAAACUGUAAAGCCUUUACUUUGUGGUUUUGUGUUAAUAUUGUAUAUUACUUAAAUAAAUCUUUUGAAGGUGUCAUUA